Messenger RNA from Oncorhynchus mykiss (rainbow trout), 2101 nucleotides. Its product is annotated as voltage-gated potassium channel subunit beta-1. Gene Ontology annotation, cellular component: voltage-gated potassium channel complex; cytoplasm; membrane. Gene Ontology annotation, biological process: transmembrane transport; regulation of potassium ion transmembrane transport; potassium ion transport. The record is from RefSeq and is a predicted model, not a curated record. Lineage: Eukaryota; Metazoa; Chordata; Actinopteri; Salmoniformes; Salmonidae. Gene Ontology annotation, molecular function: voltage-gated potassium channel activity; potassium channel regulator activity; transmembrane transporter binding.
AGAGGCGAAAGAGAGAGAAAGGAGAAAGGAGAAAGAAAGAGAUCUGACAGACGGAAGACUAUGGCGAAUGAGUGAUACAUUGAGGGAGAGAGUCAAAAGAGAGUGAGUCCACCUGUUAGACAGAGGGAGUAUUUAUCUACCCUGAAGCUGCAGGAGCUGGACUGACCAGUUAUUCAAUAGACCGAGAGCUCUGAAACCUAAAACACCCUUACCCUCUGAACUCUGACCUUUUCACCCUUCUCUGGAUCGGGGUGUGUGAGAGGUGAAGUCAUGCUUGCAGCCCGCAGUAGUGGAGGAGGGGUGGGAGGUCACAACGGUCCCCCAGGACACAGAAAACACUCUGUAGCGUCGCUGAGCGGGAGCAGAGGCCACUGUAACGCUCAGGAUGGCAGUAAGGAUAGACGCAGUUCCACCCCAGGCCAGCAGGCUGCAGCACCACACAGAAGCAAGGCAGCACUGAUUAGAGAGAUGGAGACCCACUGGUAUCUGAAGAUGUGUGGACUUGCAAGGGGGGAUUCUGUGGCUCAAAAGACAGGCAUGCUGUACAGGAACCUGGGGAAAUCAGGACUUAGAGUGUCGUGCUUGGGACUGGGUACCUGGGUAACGUUUGGUGGUCAGAUUACAGACGAGGUGGCUGAGCAACUGAUGACCAUGGCGUAUGAGAGUGGAGUCAACCUGUUUGACACAGCGGAGGUGUACGCUGCUGGAAAAGCUGAAGUCAUAUUGGGUAACAUCAUCAAGAAGAAAUGCUGGAGACGAUCAAGUCUGGUCAUCACUACCAAGCUGUACUGGGGAGGAAAAGCAGAGACUGAGAGAGGCCUUUCAAGGAAACACAUUAUUGAAGGUCUGAAGGGCUCCCUCCAGAGGUUGCAGCUGGAAUACGUAGACGUGGUCUUCGCAAACCGCCCCGACACCAACACACCCAUGGAGGAGAUUGUGAGAGCCAUGACUUAUGUGAUCAACCAGGGGAUGUCCAUGUACUGGGGGACUUCUCGAUGGACAGCCAUGGAGAUCAUGGAGGCGUACUCUGUGGCCAGACAGUUUAACCUUAUCCCUCCGGUGUGUGAGCAGGCUGAGUACCAUCUCUUCCAGAGGGAGAAGGUGGAGGUCCAGCUUCCAGAACUCUACCACAAGAUAGGUGUUGGGGCGAUGACGUGGUCUCCGCUGGCCUGUGGCAUCAUCACGGGGAAGUACCAGAACGGCAUCCCAGAAACCUCCAGGGCAUCCAUGAAGUCGUAUCAGUGGUUAAAGGAGAAGAUAGUGAGUGAGGAUGGGAGGAAACAGCAGGCGAAGCUGAAGGAGCUGGGACACAUCGCUGAGAAGCUGGGCUGUACUCUCCCACAGCUGGCCGUGGCCUGGUGUUUGAGGAAUGAAGGAGUGAGCUCAGUCCUCCUGGGAUCCUCCAGUCCAGAGCAGCUAACAGAGAACCUGGGUUCCAUACAGUUCCUUCCAAAAAUGACGUCUCAUGUGGUGUCGGACAUCGAUCACAUCCUGGGGAACAAGCCGUACAGUAAGAAGGAGUAUCGGUCCUAGACACCCAGGAGGAAGCAGAACCACUACUGUACAACCACUGUGGAUCCAGUUCCACCAACCAUCUGGGCUCAGCUUCCAUGGGGUUUCAGCUCAGUCUAAUCCCAGCCUAGUUCAGGCCUGCUCUGCUCAGCCCCAGCUUUCUUAGCCCAGUGUAACCAAGCUUAGUUCAGCCUAACCAAGCUCACCCUCUGCCUAGACCAGCUUUCAGUCCAGCUUUCAGCUCAGCUUACUCUUAUCAGUAGAUUCUCUGACUCCUGAGUUUAUUAACCAUGUAGAUGCAUGCUUCCCCUCUCUGGUGUGCCUGGACUUUCUCUUCAUAAGCACAUUAUACAAAACAACACAAAAGGGGGUUAAUACUUAGAAUAUACCGUAAGCUUCUUCAACAAUUCAUUUUGAAAACAAACUCCUCUCUCCAGCCAGUCUACUGUAUUUGACACUUGUUUGACCUUUGCAAAGCAGAGCACCCUGGGACAUUAAGUUUCAGUGACAGGGGUUUGUUGUCUGCGAGGGGUAGACUGUGCAUGUUGUCGCCCCCCUCUGGUCGUAUAAGAUACUGCUAUGGAAUAUC